CUUUUUAAACGCGUUGCUAGUGUAAAUUACUUCCAACAUGUUUCUCUAUUAGUUUAUGUAAUAUAGUUUGUAACGUUCCAUUAGAGUGGGAGUUUCAUAAAAUGAUAAAAACAACAUCAAUAAUGCGAUGGCAAUGACUGAACUUCAACCCAGCAGCGAUAUCCGCCCGAAAUCAGCAUUAGUGCAGAUUAUAGAGAUUCAGGAGAAAACAGUCAAUCCAACACCUGCGCUCAGACGGCUGUCUGAAACCCUAACUGAUGAAUUCCUGUCUGAGCAGAAACUUGUAUAUAUAUAUUUUUUAAUGUUAACAUUCAUGUAGAGGGAGCUGACCGGAUUUGAGGAUUUGAGCAUGGUUUCCACUUUAGAUCUUGAGGUUGAUACUGAUCGAAUGUCGGUAGCAAACUUCGGAACAUAUUUACCGAACUUGAGACAUUUAAGAUUAUCUAAUAGUAAUAUUCCGUCUGUUCGGUUAGCUUUGUGUUCCUAUUUAACCAUAUGUAGAGAUCUUGGCACAUUUCUCAACAAUGUGGAGGUGAUUUGGAUGCCUCGCUGUUGUCUUGUUAGCCUUGAUGGGUUAUCAAGUUUUACAAAACUAGUAGAAUUAUACAUAGCUUUCAACGGAGUAUCGGAUCUUAGUCCGUGUGCAAUGUUGGACAAUAUCGAAGUAAUAGAUCUUGAGGGCAACCUGAUUGAAGAUAGAAGCAGUUUGUCAUACCUUCGUCUCUGUCACAAUCUUACUUCCCUUACUCUUGAAGGAAAUCCUUUUGUUACAAAACAUGGUGGGAAAGUGAGGUACAGAAAAGUUGUGAGAGAGGAACUACCACAGAUAACCGUCCUUGAUGACAUUCCAAUACAGAAAAAUCCUGUUUCACAUUCAGGGGAAUAUGAUAUAACCAAAUUCGAUAGUGAAUGGGAGUAUAUAAACAUCCUCUUGAAAGAAAUUGGUCUAAUAUCUGGUAAAACGAAAAAUAUUGUAGACGGAGAAAAAUCAGGAUAUCUUCUGACCACCGGAGAGGCAAUAGAAGCGGGUCGUUCAACUUUAGGUCUAAGACCAACAUCAGCAUUGAAGAAGUAUCAAAAAAGCACUAUACAGUUUACUGAACCUAAGGAUGGUCGCAACACUCUGAAGCUUUCUAGAAGUUCGUCUGUAAUGAUGGAAAAGGAAGUUAACUCAGAUGAUGAAGAGCUUGUUUCUGAGCUUACAACGGGCAAAGUUAUAUGUGGAGGUAUUAGUACAGCACUGCGUCGUCGAAGAUUUUCACUCCAGACAGGUAAGGUUGAAAAAAUACAAUCAGCUUGUCUGAGAUUAGAAAGUGAAAGUGUAACUAGUUCAGCUUUGGAACAGAGUUAUAUAUGCAGCUUGAAAGAAGGGAAUCCAACUCAGAAUGAACCUAGUGGCCAACAGACCAACAAUAUCAAAACAGUUUUGGAUCAUGAAACAAUUACGAAUGAAGAAUUUUAUUUACGUAAGGAAUGUGAUAUCGUUUUGAAAGAACUCGCCGAAUGGAGAAAAAUACACUCAGAAUCAAAACUACUUAACUCAUGUAAAAGUACAAAGAGAAGAAAGAACAAAAUUACAAAAGCAGAUUUGGAAUUUCACACAGUCAUUUUAUCGCCUGACAAUGAUGAAAAUACACCAGAUAAUCAUAUAGAUUUACAAGAGGAGUGCACUGAAGAUGUUAUCACAUCAAAUAAACCAUUAAAAAACUGUAAUGAAAAACCAUAUACAACACAUAAAAAGAAGCUUGCAAAUUCUAAUCAAAAUCAAAAUCAUAAAAAUACUGCACCGUUUAAAAUGUCAAACGAAAUCGACAAAAAUCAAAUUAAAACUAAACAAGUGGAUGUUGGUACAAGCUCAAUUAAUAAUCGAUCUGUUAAUAAUAAUCGUACACUAUCUGAAUUCUGUUCUUCAUCAUAUUCACUACAAUCAACUAAUUCUGAUCUGAUCAACACAAAUUCAUCAACUAUAUUUCCAAUCACAUCAAAUUGUUCUUCUAAUAGACAAAAGUUAAACGACUCACCAUCACAUGUUGAAUGCUUCUUCGAUGAACAAUUGAUUGUGGAAAAUGGGGAAAGUAGUACACAGGAUAUUCACAGUCAAAAAUUGUCAUUAAAAAAUAAUCAUCAUCACCAGGUACAACAUCAGCCCCAAAUAUCCAAGGUCAGCAAUUUCAAAUCAUCUCAUACAAGUUCAACUAAUAGAAUCAAUCGAAAUGAAUCAGGGAAUAAAUUAGCUCUGAAAUUCACUAAGUCAUCUAACAGUACUAUACAACCAUUACCAUCCAAACCAUUAGUAAAACAUACGAAUUAACCGAUGGAACUUUUGUUUUUGUAUUGUUAUUAUUUCAUAUGCAGAUGUAAAUGUGUGUAUGUGUUGUUUAUGUAUUUAAGAAUUGAUAAAUGUGUGUUGAGUGAUCUUUGUUUUCUUUCUCCUUCUCUCUUCCACAAGUAAACAUAUAUACUCUGUUUUUGUACUUGUUAUGUGAAAUAAUAGUAACUGUCCGCUUUUUAUGCAAUCGAAAAUCACUUGUUAUUCUUGUUGACGGUUUUUUCAAGGUUUGGUAUAAUUGAGUAUAUUAACAAUUUAAAACAACUAAGCUUAGUGUGAUUGUCAGUAAUUUGAUUUUAAAAAUUAACUUGGAAAUUCGAUUAAGUUUUCUUUAUAUUGAUGAAUUCUAUGAUGUAGAUGGUUUAAUUGCAGAGUUUUCAUUGUCUUUCUAAAGAUCACUAUCAACUUUAUGGAACGCUCAGUUAAUUACAUGUCAGAGGCCACUGAAACAAGAAUAGAUGAGGGCAGCGAAACCAAUAAAGGCAAAUCGUAAUAAAAAAU
Schistosoma curassoni is the source of this 2830-nucleotide messenger RNA. The record is from the annotation of a GenBank genome assembly. Lineage: Eukaryota; Metazoa; Platyhelminthes; Trematoda; Strigeidida; Schistosomatidae.